Messenger RNA from Phascolarctos cinereus (koala), 3448 nucleotides. It is a transcript of the gene PREPL, whose product is annotated as prolyl endopeptidase like. The record is from RefSeq and is a predicted model, not a curated record. Gene Ontology annotation, molecular function: serine-type endopeptidase activity. NCBI's taxonomy places the organism in Eukaryota, Metazoa, Chordata, Mammalia, Diprotodontia, Phascolarctidae. Gene Ontology annotation, cellular component: cytoskeleton; Golgi apparatus. Gene Ontology annotation, biological process: proteolysis.
GAGGCAGGCAGAGGUUAAGGGACUUGGCAGGGUGGUAUCCGAAGUGGGAUUUGAACUCGUCUUCCAAAUAUAGCACUCUAUUUCACUGCCUAAUUGCCCAAGAAAGGCAAAACGAUUCCCUGCUCUCAAGUUUACUUGCUGCUUCUGCCGUGUACGAACAAAGGUGAAGUGGGUACAGAAUUAGUCGACUUAGGGCCAAGUGAAGAGUUUCAGCUUUUUAUGCCCCUCUUUUUUCGGAGAACAGAUUUUUGCCCCCAAAUCUGAAGCUGGGGUAAUCCCCAGCUGUUUAUUGCAGAAGAAAGAUUUUCAUGGUUCCUUCCCACAACCAUCGGCUGGAGAGGCCAUCCAUUAAUGCUUCCAUUAAAGUGCUCCUGAUGUUUCAUUAUGGCAUAUUGGUGAUACCGGGUUCUGGAAAGCUGUGCCUACAGGUCAGAAGCUCCGGCCAGCCUGUUAUUCUGGAGACCCAAGAAGUCAAGUUGCCAGAGGUUUAUCAACAAGUAGGGUUGAUUGCUUGCCUUUUGGCCACAGAAACUUCUUCUGAGGAUGUAACUGUUCCGGUAUAGUGUCCAUGUGGUCUCAGCCUGAGAGAACUGACUUUGCAGAAGAGACGCAUCCAUCAAGAAAGAAGUGUGUAUCUGAAGGGAGUUGUUGACUUUCCAAAACUGACACACACAUUUUUAGAUCUCUCCGAACCUGUUAGCAAAAGUUGUUCAUGGUACAGUAUCUUAUUCUUUACCCAUCGGAGGCAUGGUACUCUAGGAAGUGGAUUAAGAACUGCUGAUCUCCAGUGUUUCAAAAAUUCACUAGAAUUUCACUGUAAAAGCAUUCGUGUCCCAGGAAUUCAAAAGUCAGAACAAGAAGAGAACAUCAUUGACACCAUGCAUCAGAAAGCCAAAUUCUUCCUCCAAACUCUGAAGUUUAGUAUUGCUUGCUUUGGAAAAUGCACACAGAAGCAGCCUCGUGAUCACCGUCACCUCAUUGAUUGUUGCCCUUGGAUAAAUGUGAGAAAAUGUCACAGCUUUAAGAGUUUGCAAAAUAAAUGCAAGAAAUUGAUGUCAGGAAGAAACAUCACAAGCUGGAGAUUCUCCUAUGCGGAUCUUCUGAAUACUGAACAAGAGAACACAAAAUCCCUUUUAAUAAAUUACUCGGAUUCUAUGGAAAGAUUCAAGAAGAAAAUAGAAGCAUUCUAUGACAAAUACUUACUCACUUUGGACAGCUUAGAGAUUAGAUUUGGUGAUUUUAUUUACUAUGAAGAAGAUGGUUGUAUACUUCGUGUGAAACUUGGAGAUGGUAUUAAUAAUUGUGAAGUUUUACUCCGUUUGGAAGAGCUUUCAUUAUAUAAUGCCUUUGUUGAACGUAUCAGGAUUUCUCCAGGGGAGGAGUACAUGGCAGCCAGCAUAAAAACCUCAGAUUCUGAAGAGUCUAUGUGUGUAAUUGUUAAGCUUGGCAAGUGUCCAAAAGUGGAGGACUUCAUUCCCAAUGUGUUCAGUUUUGAAUGGGCACAGGAUGGCAUUUUAUUAUACACUUGCCAAAAGAACCUUCGAUGUUGUGAUGUAUUUCGAACCAGCUUUGGGAAUAAAAAAUAUACUGAAUGCAUCUACACAGAACAAGAUCCAAGAUUUUUUGUGGACCUGCAUUGUACACGAGACAAGUCGUUCCUCACCAUAAAUAGUAAUAGCAAGACCACUUCUGAAGUGUGGUUGGUGGAUUGUCACCAGCCUUGGGAUCCACCAGUCCUUGUCCAAAAGAGAAGUCCUGGGGUGAUGUACCAUAUUGAGCACAGAAACCGUGAGUUAUAUAUUCUCACAAAUGAUGGAGAGCCUGCAGAAUAUAAGCUAAUGAAGACAUCAGUCAAUUCCUGUAGUAUGAAGAAUUGGCGACUUAUUUAUGCGUUGAAGAGAAAAACCAAGCUUAUUGACAUGGUGAUGUUCAAGGAUCACUGUGUUAUGUUUCUGAAAUACUGCAAUCAACUUUAUCUCAAUACAAUUUCCUUAAAUGAUCAUUCAGUUCAGUCUCUCAAGCUCCCCACGUGGGCCUGUGCGUGCCAGCUGGACCCCCAGCCACAGGACAGCGGCAGUGAUGCGUGCUCUUUUCAGCUCUCCUCUCCCGUGCAUCCUCCAAGGCGUUUUUUGUAUAUGUUAGGAAAAGGCAGUCUCUAUGAGCAAGCUGAGCAAGAGGAACCCAUUGUGACAGAUUGUCACAUGGCACGUUUAGAAGCAAAAAGCAAGGAUGGAACUUUAGUACCAGUGACAAUAUUUUAUAAAAGAAAUUCUGAGAUCAUACAGAAGAAACCUCUUCUUAUUCAUGUAUAUGGAGCUUAUGGGAUAGAUUUAAAUAUGAAUUUCAAAGCUGAGAAUCAAAUGUUAAUUGAAGAUGGAUGGAUAUUAGCAUAUUGUCAUGUUAGAGGUGGAGGUGAAUUAGGCCUCAGUUGGCAUGCUAGCGGCUGUCUGAACAAUAAACUCAAUGGCCUUGCUGACUUAGAGGCUUGUAUAAAGUUUCUUCACAACCUGGGAUUUUCCGAACCCGCGUCUACAGCACUUACAGCUUAUAGUGCUGGAGGUGUGCUGGCAGGAGCAUUGUGCAAUACCAACCCCAGACUUAUUAGGGCUGUGGUUUUACAGGCACCUUUUCUGGACAUUCUCACUACCAUGCUGGACAUACAGCUUCCUCUGACCAGUGAAGAACUCGAAGAGUGGGGAGACCCUUCAUCUGAUGACAAAUACAUGGACUACAUAAAAAGUUACUGUCCCUACCAGAACAUCAGACCCCAGACUUAUCCUUCAAUUAUAAUCACAGCUUAUGAAAAUGAUCAACGUGUACCUCUAAAAGGAAUAUUAAAAUAUACUCAGAGACUCAGAAGAGUUAUCAUGGAUCAAAAACACAACAGAGAUCAUGGAAGAAAGAUUCCUAAAAUUAUUUUAGAUGUUCAGACUGGAGGAAGCCAUGCUGCAGCUUUUUGGGAGGACUCCAUAAUUGAGGUUGCCAAACAUCUUGCUUUUCUGUACAAAGAACUUGGACUUGAUGACACUGGUCCCCUCAACUAAUACCCAUUUUAAGACAAGAUGGAUGCUGAAUGAUGUCUCAUGCAGUGGCAUUGAGUGCCUCAGAAAUGCAAUAAGUUACAGGCUCAUGCUACAUUGGGGCUGGCAGAGCUCAAUAUGGCAGAGUGUGACGUGCUUUAGAAUUAUCUCGCCCAUCAAAAGCCUUGUCUUUGCCUAGGCCAGCACUUCACCCUCCCAUCCACUGGUGCCCUGAAACUUCUUCCCUCAAAUCUCUUUGUGCUUAGCUCCAUCUUCCUUUCUUAGAGUUUGGGAAGGUAACAAAGGCAGUCUAACUGAGAACAGAGGAAAGCUUUUAAGUUUGUUUGGUUUUUUCCUGUGCUUAAACUGAUUGAAACAAGAUAAAAUUCUUCACAUUGAAAUUAAUAAACUAAGACUUCCUGAUCAUC